Messenger RNA from Helicoverpa zea (corn earworm), 1865 nucleotides. RefSeq lists its product as uncharacterized. The transcript is spliced from 5 exons. Lineage: Eukaryota; Metazoa; Arthropoda; Insecta; Lepidoptera; Noctuidae. The record is from RefSeq and is a predicted model, not a curated record. Bases 71 to 769 code for a protein of 232 amino acids.
GUACAUUAUACAAACAGGUGCGCAGACGCAGAUCUCGGUAAUCGCAGUGCAAUAUCUCGCAGAGUGCACUAUGGCUGCGCGCAUCUUAGUCGCGUCUUGCGCGCUUCUCGCGUUCAUUCACGUUGCGUGUGCUCAGGACAUUGCAGUGCAAGUCUACCAUCAACCGACCCAGGCCCGACAGGCUCUCGUGAACAGCUACAUCGACGUCACCACACAGCUGAACUCGGUGAAGAGUCAGGUGGAACACCUGUAUAUAGACUUCGCUUCGAGAAUGACCAACAAUAUGAACUCGGUCAUCAAGAAUAUUACCAACUGUGUUGAGAGCACUAGGAGGAAUUGUCAUUGGGAUUAUUGUCAUACUCCAGAUAACCAGUGCUGGGUGAAGUUCGAUUACCAUCUGCAGAAAAUUGCGCACGAUGGCAGGAAGAAAGCAGAGGAAAGCGCCGAGAUUCACACGAAAUAUCUUAAGGGGUACAUGGUGGUGGCCAGAAUUCACCUCGAUAGGACUGCAGGCUGCUUGAGGAGGUACGACAGAUUUCUAAGGGGCUGCAGGCUGUCUUGUCAGGAAACAGCCAGAGUAAGUCGUUUUCACCGCAUCGCUCUAGAGAAAAUUCGCCGAGUUCGAAACGAUCUGCCUUUUACGAGGCGAGCUUACCACGACCUUCUCUGUCGAUCCCGCCAAGAGCUGAGGCAGUUCGAAAGGUACGCCUCGAUACAGACGAGGCGAGCCAUUGAGGAGAUGAGAUCCUGUGUAGAUGUGAGACGCUAAGGUUUUUGGUGAGGUCGAAAGUUGUUUAAAGGUCUUAAAAUUUUUGUAAAAUUCUUAUAAGUGUAAUUUUGUACCUCUGAAGUUAGAUAUUUGACGCCUCGCACAUGUGCGGCAGUGUUUCUUUGUUUCUUUAGUGACUCCCGUCGAUUUGUCGAGAUGACUGGAAGAUACGUUUCCUAUAGAUGUUUUAUUUCACAAAAUGCAUGAACCAUGCUUGUGUGUGUGAGAAUGGCUUCUGAGCUUACACACAUACAGAGACAAUAAGCAUUACACAUAUAAGCAUGGCUCACUUAUUGUCGUGAAAUUAAAACAUCGAUUUCCUUUUUACCCAUAGAUUUUUAACCACUUUCGACUUAAAUCAAAACUAAUAGAAUUUAUAUGUGUCAUACUAGUUAAUUUAAUAGUGAAAAUUAAUUCGUAUACCUGUGAGUUUAAUGAGAUUGAUAAUUAAAGUUCUGUGACUAUAGUAUUAACUUCUUAGUUAAUAUAUUAUUAAAAUAUUAGGAAAAAUACUUUAAGUAUGGUAUUUUUUAUGGUCCCAGAAUUAGUGUGAAAAUGGUGAUAUAUUCAGCAUUAAAUAGAUUAUACAAGGUAUAGUUUUAAAUUGCCUAGCUAAUCGUUCCACACUGCAAACUUUUAGUCGGCCGAUAGUUUGUUUGGGCUCAUAAAUCAGUAUGAAGAUGAAUGUUACGCACAUUACAAAGAUCAGGUAGAUAUUUAGCCAGUAAUAAGCAGGUAUCAGACCAACUGACAACUUUGAUUGGAAUGAAGAUAUUAAAAAAUCAGAUCAAAUUGUCGGCCGACUGUUUAGUUUACAGUGCGCUGGUACUCUUAAGCUAUUACGGAAUUUAUUUGACAUAAAUAUUGAAUUGAUCCAACAUUAUAUAUCCACAAAAUUGAUAGAAAUCUUUACUUUAAUCAGCUUAUAUACCGACCUACUUAUUGUUUUUAUUAAGAAAUAAAAAAGUAGACGCAGAAUGUGAAAUCCAAAAAUAUACAUAGGUACCUAGUAAGUAUUUAUGUUUAGAUAAGUAUAUGACUUAAAAUUGUAAAAUUAGAUUAAAAAAUUAAAAUUGUAAAAAGAUAAUUGUGAUUA